CGUAGAAUGAGCUUACGAGAUAAACUUGCUCCUUUUGGCAUGGAGAUGAAUGUUUUUGUUUCAUCAUAUUCGGUGGUUGAUGAGGCAGUUGCGUCACCCGGUUCCUGCCGCUUGCUUAACAUUUAGCUCCAUACAAAACCGGGAGCUGGGCUUUUGCCGAACUUUUACCCUGAGCGUUUUUGAAGCAGCUCUCAACUCCAUCUAACCGAAAAUCAACUGCAUCGCGAACUGCGCCCUGUUCGCCAUUGCAAUCCCUCAUGUUGCGAACUUCGCUUCAGUCUGUGAGGGCAUUUGGCGGCAGGCCCGUUGUGGCCGCUGCUGCCCGCCAAUGGCCCAUUGCGGCUACACGGCGUGCCGGCCUUGCUGGUCAGCGUUUCUACUCCGUCGAAAAGAAGUCCGAGCUCGAUCCCACUAAGCAACCUGUUUUGCCAGCUUCCCAAACGGUUACGUCCGAGAGAAUCCACGAGACCACCAUUGACGAUGUUGGCGAGACCAAGGCCGCUACCACAGACGUCCCUUUGACACCUCCUCCCCCUCCUCCUGCGCCUGCGCCUGCGCCUAUCAAGAAGAAGGGCUUCUUCCGAAGGCUCAAGAACUUUGUCUUCACCCUGCUUGUUCUUGGUGUCGUUGGUUUCGCUGGAGGUGUCUGGUACUCUCGCGUGAGCGACAACUUCCACGAUUUCUUCACCGAAUACGUCCCCUUUGGCGAGCAGGCUGUUCUCUACCUCGAGGAGAUGGACUACAAGAAACGGUUCCCUAACAUCACCGGCCGAUCAAAGACUCAAGCCACCGAGGAUGCUGUUCGAGUUCCUGCCCAAAGCGGCGCUUCCUGGAGAGUAGCCGAUGCAGGCCAAGCCGGACGUCACUCAAGUGCUGGCCCUGUUUCCGCCGCUGCUAAGAAGGCCGAGGAGGCUGUUAAACCCAAGCCCAAGGCUAAGGCUCCAGUCGAGGCCAAGCCUGUUGCGAAGGCGGUUGAGGAGCCUGCUCCUACCCCCAGGUCUGACUCCGGUUUCAAAGCACCAGAAGUGAAUGAGCCUUCUAAGUUCCCUCCUCUGAAGCCAAUCGACCUUCUAUCGCUCGAGGAUGCAAAGGAGCCUGUUGUUCAAGACCUCGUCCACAUGGUGAACGACCUCAUCCUAGUCAUCAACGCCGACAAUGCUCAUGGCAAGUAUGGCACCUCUGUUAGCAAGGCUAAGGAUGAGAUCGCCAAGGUUGGAGGCAAGCUUAAGGCCAUGAAGGGUGAGUUCGAGAAGAAGGCUGCCCAGCAAGUCAGAGAAAAGAUUGAGGAGUUCGACAAGGCUGCUACAGAUCUAAUCGAUCGUGUUGAGAACACCAUGAUCAGCCAGGAGAACCAAUGGCGACAAGACUUUGAGCAGGAGAUGAAGAAGGUCCGAGAAAACUAUGAGGACCGAGUUAAUGUGCUUCUUGAGCGUGAGAAGAAACUCAACGAGGAGAAACUCCAGAACCAGCUCGCGCAGCAGGCUUUGGCCCUUAAGAAGGAGUUUACCAAGGAUGUUGAGAAGCAAGUUGAGCAGGAGCGUGAGAGCCGACUAGGCAAGCUGAACGCUCUGUCGUCUGCCGUAUCAGACCUUGAGAAGCUUACCACAGGCUGGAACGAUGUUAUUGACACCAACCUCAAGACUCAGCAGCUGCACGUCGCCGUUGAGGCUGUCCGAGCCAGCUUGGAGGAUGACCACCACCCUCGCCCUUUUAUUCGCGAGCUCGUUGCUCUCCGAGAAAUCGCUUCCGAUGAUCCUGUUGUCAAUGCCGCCAUCGCCUCCGUUAACCCAUCCGCUUACCAACGCGGUAUCUCUACUACCUCCCAGCUGAUCGACCGUUUCCGUCGUGUCGCCAAUGAGGUCCGAAAGGCUUCAUUGUUACCCGAUGAGGCCGGUGUUGCCAGCCACGCUUCCAGCUGGGUUCUUAGCCACGUUAUGUUCAAGAAGCAAGGUCUUGCGGACGGUAACGAUGUUGAGAGCAUUCUCACCCGAACCCAAACGUACCUUGAGGAGGGUGAUCUGGAUUCUGCGGCGCGAGAAAUUAACGGCUUGGAUGGAUGGGCCAAGACCUUGAGUAAGGAUUGGCUCGGUGAGGUUCGCAAGGUGUUGGAGGUUCAGCAGGCUCUCGACGUGAUUGCCACAGAAGCCCGUCUUCAGAGUCUCCGUGUGGAUUAAACAAAAAAGGGAUGUCUCAUUUGUUGUGUAUAAUUGGACCCAGGCGCCGUCGUGUCUAGAGAGAGGCUGGAUAGCCGUGUAUUAGAUAGCAAUAGACGAUGAGGGCGUGGUUACCAUCUUUUGACUAUUUAUUAUUGCCGAUAUUAAUGCCUUGUUGCAUGAUUCCUCAUCAUUUGUUGAUUAACACAACACCAGAACUGAACAACUUGUUAAUAUCCAGUAGGAAGUCAAAAUUUUAGAGAUCGAAUUCGACAUUGUUGGCAGCGAAGAAUACUUGAUCGUUGACUUGUC
Molecule: messenger RNA, 2465 nt
Organism: Fusarium odoratissimum NRRL 54006
Lineage: Eukaryota; Fungi; Ascomycota; Sordariomycetes; Hypocreales; Nectriaceae
Exons: 3
Coding region: 258-2174 (638 amino acids)
Biological process (GO): cristae formation
Cellular component (GO): MICOS complex
Source: RefSeq, a predicted model, not a curated record